AUGAGGACGUCCGUGGUUAUGUGCAAGCAAGUGCAGCCCUUGCUUAACAUCCCACCCACCACCAAGGACAAGGUGGUGGUGGUGGUGGGCGCCACCGGCACUGGCAAGUCCCGCCUAGCCGUCGACCUCGCUGCCCGCUUCUCCGGGGAGGUCAUCAAUUCCGAUAAGAUCCAGGCACAUCGGGGCCUCGCCAUCGCGACGAACAAAGUCGCCGAAGAAGAGCGGCGUGGGAUCCCUCACCACCUCCUUGGCUUUGUGGACCCACACGAGGACUUCACCGCCAGCGAGUUCCGCCACGCCGCCACCCUUGCUGUACGUUCGAUCACGUCCCGCCGGCACCUGCCUAUUGUCGCCGGAGGCUCCAAUUCUUACAUCGAGGACCUAAUCGAUGGCGGGAACCGCGAAUUUAAAUCCAAUUUUGACUGUUGCUUCAUCUGGGUUGACGUGUCGCCGCCGGUUCUUCACUCAUUCAUCUCCGAUCGGGUCGAUCGAAUGGUGGAGAACGGUUUGGUGGAGGAAAUCGGGGAAAUAUUCGACCUGAAUUCGGAUUAUUCACGAGGAAUUAAACGAGCUAUUGGGGUUCCAGAGCUCGAUUUCUACUUCAGAAGUGAGAAUUUUCUGGACGAAGAAGCUCGUAAGAAGGUUCUUAGAAAAGCCAUUGAUGAGAUAAAAAGUAAUACGUGUAAAUUAGCAGAGAGGCAGGUGGCGAAAAUACAGAGGCUUCGGAAGGUGAAUGGGUGGAGGCUGCACCGGCUCGAUGCCACGGAGGUCUUUCGGAGGCGCAAUGGCGGAGAUGCCGACGCGGCGUGGGAGGAGCUAGUUGCAGCACCGGGGAAGAUGAUUGUGAGACGGUUCAUAAGUGGGUUUGGGCGGGAGGUGCGCCGGAAUAUUACGCCGGCGAGAGCAGCGGUGGCGGUGGCUGGGAGUCACUAG
Messenger RNA from Thlaspi arvense, 933 nucleotides. NCBI's taxonomy places the organism in Eukaryota, Viridiplantae, Streptophyta, Magnoliopsida, Brassicales, Brassicaceae. The record is from the annotation of a GenBank genome assembly.